Messenger RNA from Rhagoletis zephyria (snowberry fruit fly), 639 nucleotides. RefSeq lists its product as uncharacterized. The record is from RefSeq and is a predicted model, not a curated record. NCBI's taxonomy places the organism in Eukaryota, Metazoa, Arthropoda, Insecta, Diptera, Tephritidae.
AUGGAAGGUCCCCUUAGGUUUGGGUAUGAUGGUCCGCACAGCAGCAAGCGAGUGAUCCUAGAGGAAAGCGAGCAGAUUCCACCGAAGUCAGAAGCAGUUGUGUGGGCAAAGAUUGAUGGAGAUUGUGGGACAAACAAAUUGUGGGUUGUUGAAGCAACACAAAAUUCUACACCGGACGUACUUAUUGGUAAAACCCUGGCUAAGACACAAAAGGAUGGACGCAUCCCAGUUCGAGUGCUCAAUGAGUUCAAAUCACCAGUCAAACUCCGAAGAGGAACUGUACUGGGGCACUGUCGAGAGGUACAGGCAAUCUUCAACUGCGAAAAAUUACCUGAAAGCGAUUUCAUUGGCGAGAAUGACAUUGCGGAAGACAUUAGUGCAUUGACGGAAGGGUUGGAAGAAAAAUACCAGCACAAGGCUAAGGAACUUCUCCGCAGAUACUCCAACAUAUUCGACAAGGAUGGCGACAAACCAGGCAGGACUAACGUUGUGAAACAUCGCAUUGAUACUGGCGAUGCAAGGCCAAUCCGUCAAGCUCCUCGGAGUGUUCCACUUGCCAAACUUGAAACUGUUAGCCAAAUAAUAAAAGAAAAGUGGUUCUCAACACUCGACCUUAAGAGCGGUUAUAGGCAAGUGGAG